AUGUUCAAAUCACUUGCCGCGAUUGCCCUCGGGGCUUCCCUGGUAGGCGCCCAGUCGCCGCCGGGAUACAUCCCCUCGUCGAACAACUACCUCGGCGUCGACUUUCAACUCUGUCAUCGUCAGCCCCGGCCACUUGGUCAACGCGUCGCUGCCUCGACUAGAAAGUGA
Aspergillus heteromorphus CBS 117.55 is the source of this 168-nucleotide messenger RNA. RefSeq lists its product as uncharacterized. The transcript is spliced from 2 exons. NCBI's taxonomy places the organism in Eukaryota, Fungi, Ascomycota, Eurotiomycetes, Eurotiales, Aspergillaceae. Bases 1 to 168 code for a protein of 55 amino acids. The record is from RefSeq and is a predicted model, not a curated record.